Molecule: messenger RNA, 3966 nt
Organism: Hypanus sabinus (Atlantic stingray)
Lineage: Eukaryota; Metazoa; Chordata; Chondrichthyes; Myliobatiformes; Dasyatidae
Gene: ccar1
Product: cell division cycle and apoptosis regulator 1
Exons: 25
Coding region: 193-3660 (1155 amino acids)
Biological process (GO): regulation of DNA-templated transcription
Cellular component (GO): nucleus
Source: RefSeq, a predicted model, not a curated record
AUGGUCGUGCCGUCUGCCUGAGGCUCUGCACACGGUUGGAGACGGAGCGACAACAAGCGCGUUCGAGGCAUUGUGUGGUGCAGCUUCGCCUCGAAUGGCGGCCGACAGGAAAGAGCCCGGAGCCGAUUGUAACGGGAGCACAAGGAUAACUGAACAAUAUUGGAUUAAAGGUGAUUUGCUUGAUUCCUGAGUAUGGCUCAGUUUGGAGGACAGAAGAAUCCCCCCUGGACCACGCAGUUCUCUGCUGCUGUUACGCAGCCAGGUGCGCUUGGUGUUCAGCCCUCGCUGCUGGGGGCUUCUCCAGCAAUGUACACACAACAGACAGCCUUGGCGGCAGCAGGUCUCACCACGCAAACGGCAACAGGCUAUCAGCUCACCCAGUCAGCAGCCCUUCAACAGCAGGCAGCAGCAGCAGCUGUAGCGUUACAGCAGCAAUAUCAACAGCCCCAACAAACCAUUUACAGUGUCCAGCAACAGCUGCAGCAGCCCCAGCAAGCCUUGCUUUCUCAACCUGCAGUGGCUUUGCCUACAAGCCUCAAUGCCCCACAGACAACUGCACAAAUCACCGUCUCUUACCCAACACCACGCUCUGCCCAGAAACAAAAUCAGCCCCAAAAGCAACGAGUCUUUACUGGGGUUGUAACUAAGCUUCAUGAUACAUUUGGAUUUGUGGAUGAAGAUGUUUUUUUCCAGCUAAGUGCUGUGAAAGGCAAAGCCCCCCAAGUAGGAGAUCGGGUACUGGUGGAAGCUGCUUAUAAUCCAAACAUGCCGUUCAAGUGGAAUGCACAGCGGAUACAGACCCUGCCCAAUCAGAGUCAGACUCAGCCAUUGAUCAAGACACCUCCAACUGUCAUGCAGUCUCUUACACAGCAGCCAUAUGGAGUCCCGCCACAGGCACAGGCCCAGUCUCUCUUACAGGCUUCCAUGGCAGCAGCUCCCCUCACUCCCUUGCUAGGGGCUCAGCCCCAACCUUUACUCCAGCAACCACAACAGAAACCUGGGUUGUUGCAGCCUCCUGUGCGAGUCAUGCCACAGCCGCAACCUAUGAGAAGGGUUGAGCCACCGUCCAGAUUCAUAGCUCGGCAUGAGAGAUUGGAAAUAUCAUUAACGAGGAAAGAUGAAAGAAGAGACCGAGACAGAAGGCGUUCACGUGACCGGUCACCUCAGCGCAAACGAUCCCGUGAGCGCUCACCGCGUCGAGAGAGAGACAGAUCACCCAGAAGGCAGAGACGCACUGCUUCUCGCUAUACUGUACAAUUUUCUAAGUUUUCCCUGGAUUGUACGUCUUGUGACAUGAUGGAGCUUCGCCGCCGGUAUCAGAAUCUUUACAUCCCGAGUGAUUUCUUUGACACUCAGUUCACUUGGGUCGAUGCUUUUCUUCUCAAUAGACCAUUUCAGCUUGGAAACCAGUGCAAUUUCCAUAUCAUGCACAAAGAGGUGGACCCUCUGGAAAAAAUCACAUCAGUGCUUGACCCACCUGACGCAGACCAUAUGUACAGUGCAAAGGUUAUGCUAUUGGCAAGUCCUGGAAUGGAGGAACUCUUCCACAAAUCUUGUGCUCUUGCUGAAGACUCGCAGGAGGUACGAGAGGGAUUCCAGCAUCCUGCAAGGCUAAUAAAGUUCUUGGUGGGUAUGAAGGGCAAGGAUGAAGCCAUGGCGAUCGGAGGUCACUGGUCUCCCUCACUGGAUGGGCCGAAUCCCGACACUGACCCUUCAGUUUUAAUUAGGACAGCUAUCCGCUGUUGUAAGGCCCUGACGAGCAUUGACUUGAGUGGUUGCACACAGUGGUACCGUUUUGCAGAGAUCCGUUACCAUCGCCCCGAGGAGCACCACAAGGGGCGGACGGUUCCAGCCCAUGUGGAGACCGUGGUUAUAUUUCUGCCGGAUGUUUGGCAUUGCCUUCCCACCCGCUCAGAGUGGGAAGCUCUCUCCCGUGGAUACAAGCAGCAGUUGGCUGAGAAGCUCCAGGCUGAACACAAGGAGGCUGAUGGAGAACAGGAAGAGGAAGAGAAGGAUGAUGGAGAGAGUAAAGAAAUCUCUACUCCUACACACUGGUCGAAACUUGAUCCAAAGACAAUGAAGGUUAAUGAUCUGCGAAAAGAACUGGAAAGUAGGAAUCAAAGCUCCAAGGGGUUGAAAUCCCAGCUGAUAGCUCGGCUAACAAAACAGCUCAAAACUGAGGCAGAGAAAGAAGAGCAGAAGGAAUCAGAGAAAUCAGAAAGAGAGGAUGAUGAAGAGGAAGAUAAAAGAUCUGAAGAUGAUAAAGAGGAGGAUGAGAAGAAACGGCAAGAAGAAGCAGAGCGUCAGCGGCGUGAGAGACGCUACGUACUACCAGAUGAAUCUUCCAUCAUUGUUCACCCUAACUGGACAGCUAAAGGUGGGAAGUUUGAUUGCAGUGUCAUGUCUCUCAGUGUACUUCUGGAUUAUCGAUUGGAAGACAAUAAAGAACAUUCUUUUGAAGUAUCUCUGUUUGCUGAACUCUUCAAUGAAAUGCUGCAGAGAGACUUUGGAUAUCGAAUAUACAAAGCGUUAGUUGCACUCCCAGAAAAAGAUGACAAAAAGGAGAAAGAGAAGAAAGAGCGGAAAGAAGAGAAAAAAGAAAGUGAGAAAAAGGAGAAAAAAGAAGAGAAGGAUGAAGAGACAAAUGAGCCAAAGAGCAAAAGAAGAAAAUCAGGAGAUGAGAAAGAUAAGAAAGAAGAUAAAGAUGGAAAUAAGAAAGAAGAAAAGGACCGAGAUGAGAAAGAUUUCAGAAAGAGGAAUGACUCUAAGGAAGAUGAAGAAAUGGAGGAGGAUGCCAAUCUGGAUGAUUAUGAUCCCUUGGAUGCAGAUGAUGCUGAAGAUGAAGAUGAAGAUGAUAGGUAUGAUGAAGACAGUAGAGAUCAAAAGGAUGACAGACGAGAAGCAUCAAGGAGAUCCAGAGAUCCCACAUCCAAAGAUAAGGAAAAGAAGCAGAUGUUCACAUUCAACAAGGAUCUCCUUCUUGCAUUUGUUUAUUUUGAUCAAAGUUACUGUGGUUAUCUGCUGGAGAAAGAUCUUGAAGAAAUUAUUUAUACUCUUGGACUCCACCUUUCACGGGCACAGGUUAAGAAGUUAAUUAAUAAGGUCGUACUACGUGAAACUUGUUCGUACAGGAAGCUAACAGAUGGCAGUAAAGAUGAAGUCAAAGUACCAGUGACAGAGAGCGAGGUGGAAUCUGACCAUUUGCUGGGAAACAAGCUGUUGUUGCCAAAUCUAAUAGUAAAACCAGAAGCUAAUGAAAAGACAGAAAACAACAAUCUGAUAGUGUACAAUGGAACAAUGGUAGAUGUGGGUAAUUUGCUGCAAAAAUUACAAAAAAGUGAAAAGGCACGAGCAGAAAUGGAACUUAAAGCACAGACUCUGGAGGCAAAGAUCGAGGAAGGGAAAAAGCAGAUAUCUAAUAUGGAAACUGCCAGCAGAAGCUUGUCUACAGAAAUGAAAGAAAACAAGAAAUACCUGGCCCGAGCUGAGGAAAAUCUGAAAGUGUAUGAGGAAGCCAAACUGCGUUUUGAACAACAGUUGAUUAACACCAAUAAGAAACUGUCAUCAGUUAUGGAGGAAAUUCACAGUGUCCUUAAAAAGGGGGAAAUCUCAGAUGAAGACAAAAGUAAAAAGUCAAAGGAAAAUGGAGCACCUGCAUGAUGUGGAUGUGUGAUGUAGAUACCUGGGUAGUCGACCAUAUUGUUAUAAAAUGAUUUUACUGCAUUGCAGUUGGCUGAACUACUGCAUGUGUAAUGGAUUUUUGUAGUUUUGGGGUGUGUUUGUAGAAAAAAAAAGAUGUACAGAGUUCUGAUAACUGUGAACUGUUUAAAAAAAAAAUUAGCAAAGGUGGAAUUCCUAACUGCUUCAAAGAUUAGUAGUUAGUCAACUGAAGAUACCUUUGCAUUGCUAAAUGUUUUUAGAAGAACAUUAACUUUUUAUGUUAAUAAAUUACAAGAAACCAGAUGC